Molecule: messenger RNA, 1744 nt
Organism: Drosophila arizonae
Lineage: Eukaryota; Metazoa; Arthropoda; Insecta; Diptera; Drosophilidae
Gene: uzip
Product: beta-pore-forming protein unzipped
Source: RefSeq, a predicted model, not a curated record
AUCAACGUCUUUCGCUCUCUUUCAGAAUUUUCCUCAACACUUUGGGCACAACAUAGAGAACAAAAGAUGAGCAGACGACGAAGUACAAUCAUGGGCAGCAGAAGCUGUCGGAGCAGUUGUCAUUUGACAGGCAUUGCCUGUGUGAUGGCCCUGCUGCAGCUGGUGACACCCGGCCAGGGACACACACAUCCUGUGCUCACAUACAAGAAUGCUUCGACGCAGUUGGGCCAGUUGGUCACAUCGAGCACUCUGGUCUGGGAGACGUACGAUCCGAAGGACUCCAAGCAAAUGCAGUCGGCUGUCGAGGGCGGCAAAUACAUCUCGGAUGAGGAGCACUAUCCCAUCUAUGUGUGCCGCGUGACCAUCGAUGGAGUGCGCACCUCUGGCCACACCGAGAAGAAGCAGCAGCGGCACGUCUGCGUUGCAGAGCUCUUCAAGCACGCCAUCAAUGAGAACUUUGAUGUGCUGAUGAACCGUGGACACCUGGGCAAGAUCGCUUGGAAGCAUUGGACGAAGUUCAAUGCGGGCAUCCCGGUCGGCGCCAUUCUCAUUGGCGAUGAGUCCUACAUAGCGCGCCAUCGUGCAGUGCAUCCGCCGAAUGCUGAGGGCGGCGAAUCGCAUCGCGGUGCGGACUACAAUUUGGGACGACUGGAGCCCGUAGGUCUGGGCAAAAUCAAGGUGGCGGAGAACGAUCGGGAAAAGUACUAUGACGAUGGCGAAGUACUUGUGGAAACGGAGCCCUUCAGCUAUGAGCUGCGAGACAUCAAGCUGGACCGGCUGCGCACCAGCCUGCGCGAGAAUAUGACAGAGCUGGCCACCAGCGUUCUGGAGAACCGAGGCGACACUUACGCCACUAUGGAGAAGAUAAUUAGCUACAGCUUUGACUAUCUGCAGUACUGGGGCUCGCAUGAGGGCGUGGCCAAGGGCCUGCCCACCAAGAUCUACGAGAAGAAUGUGGCCACGCCCGCCGAAAUCAAUUGGGCUCUGAAACGUAGCGAGAAGCGGCAUGAGAAUAAGGCCGUGUUCAGCAAGCUCUGGCCAGGCACGGCCAUCAAUGUGACGCUGCUCGGCAACUAUGUGACUCUUGAGGCGCCCUACACCGCAAAGCUGUCCGCCUUCUACUACGACAGCGAAAGCGUUUCGCGCAAAAUCAGCGCCGAGGUGCGCAAGAGCUAUUUGAAGGAUGUGAAGAUGGAAUUUAGUCCGGUUUAUUGGAUCGAGAAUGGCACGCUGGUGCCAACAACCACCACCACGUCAACCACAUCGACUACGACACAUGCGACCACAACCAGCACCAACGAGCCCACGCCCAUACAUGAGCCGCCCAUGGUGCGCGUCGAGCAUGUGGGCGAUAAGCAUUCCGGACCCGAUUCGCUGGAGAAAACUUUGAACGAUUCAACCUCAACGAAUGAGGUCAACUCACAUGAAGCACCAGAGAACAUGUCCUCCAAGGAUGCAGCGCUCGCUGGCUUUGGAGUGGGCGGCAGCAACAACGCGAUAGCCACAAUACAGGCGACAGGAUAUGCAGUGAUGGCGCUCGUCUCGAUAAUGCUGUUAAAUCUGUAGAUGGGCUUUGGGAGGGUCUCCCUCAAUUAGCAUAGCGUUUAAUUGUUGUUGUUGUACCUGUUGUACCCGUCUUUGAGAGCGUGUCGUGUCUCGUAGGCAUAUGUAGAAGACACCGGCCCCAAAAUGGAAAGAUAGGCAGACAUAAUUAAUAAUUGAUAUAUAGGACGCCACAAACGAA